AUGUUGAAUGAAUCCCAAUCUUUGUCUAACAUGACAUCUGUUAGUGAGAAUCAGGAACUAUUCAGAUUAAUUCUAGUUGGAACCCUAUCUACGGUUCCAUCUGUUAUUUUUCUCUACAUUAAUGGGACUAUUCUGUUCACUCUCAGGAGUAAAGCUGUGUUUCGUGACACAAGUCGGUACAUUCUUCUCUACAACCUCCUUUUGACAGACACUCUUCAGCUGGCACAGAGUCAGAUACACUUUUUAAUUUCUAUUUGCAAAGUAAAAAUGGCAUAUUCAAUCUGUAUUGUCCUGAAUUUCCUUGCCAAUCUAACAACUGGGAUUUCUCCACUAACACUGGUGGUAAUGCCUUUAGAGAGAUAUGUGGCUGUAUGUUUCCCACUGAGACAUUGUUCCAUUAUUACCAUCAGAAACACAAAUGCUAUAAUCAUUGCAAUCUGGGCUGUCAGCUCAUUAAACAAUCUCACUCAUGUUUUCUGGUUCUUAAAGUCUUCAUCAGAAAAAAUGGAGAUUUGGAAGCUUAAAGACCUUUGUUCUAACAUAGCCUUGGUUAUUGGGGCUCUAACUAGUGCAUAUGACAGAGCCUAUACCUCUGUUGUGUUUGUUUCAGCUGGUGUUGCUGCAGCCUUUUCCUAUGUUGGUGUCAUUAAAGCAGCCAGAUCAGCCUCCACAGAUAAAGCUUUAGCAAAUAAGGCCCGUCACACUCUGCUGCUUAAUUUAAUUCAACUUGGACUUAGUCUUUCCUCAACAAUUUACAACCCACUCAUGUUAGCUGUUUCAAAGGUUUUGACAAGAGUGGCAUUUUCAUGGGUUCGGAAUAUUUUCUAUGUUUGUUUCAUAAUUUUCCCCAGAUGUUUGAGCUCUCUCAUCUAUGGGCUCAGAGAUCAGACCAUCAGACCUGUUCUGCUGUAUUAUUUAUGUUGUAGCCCAAAAGUCAGAGGCUAA
Molecule: messenger RNA, 945 nt
Organism: Cyprinodon variegatus (sheepshead minnow)
Lineage: Eukaryota; Metazoa; Chordata; Actinopteri; Cyprinodontiformes; Cyprinodontidae
Product: olfactory receptor 52J3-like
Exons: 1
Coding region: 1-945 (314 amino acids)
Biological process (GO): G protein-coupled receptor signaling pathway
Cellular component (GO): membrane
Molecular function (GO): G protein-coupled receptor activity
Source: RefSeq, a predicted model, not a curated record